Messenger RNA from Racocetra persica, 546 nucleotides. The record is from the annotation of a GenBank genome assembly. NCBI's taxonomy places the organism in Eukaryota, Fungi, Glomeromycota, Glomeromycetes, Diversisporales, Gigasporaceae.
AAUUAUGUCUCCAUGAAGGCUCAUGAAUCUGUUGACGACUACGUAAAGUUAAGAAGAAACACAGGUGCUGUACAAGUUACGUUCAAUUUUAUCGAGAUCGCACUCAAUAUUGAACUUCCUGAUAAAGUAUACAAUGAUCCGAGCUUUCAAUGCCUUAUGGACAAUUGCAAUGAUCACGCCUGCUUUAUAAACGAUAUUUAUUCCCUAAAGAAAGAACUUUUGGUCGGUGAUACAGAUAAUCUAAUUUUAGUUUUGAAAAUUUUAUCUAAUUAUUCCUUGCAAGAAGCUGUUAAUGAUGCAGUGAAAUUGGCAAAUCAACGAGUUAUUCAAAUACGAGAAAAUAUCUCUAAUUUAUCAGAUUUUGGUCCAGAAAUGAAUAAAAUUGUUAAUAUGUACUCUGAAGCAUUAAUAGAUUGGCUUGCUGGUUCCUUCUACUGGCAUCAAAUUUCCGGUAGAUAUGCUGUAGGUGAUCAUGCUACUAGGAAAUAUAUGGAAUCCUACUUGGAACCGAUUUUGGCACAUGACAAGAAACACCUUACUCGUUGA